AUGGCCUCCACCGUUACCGACGCCCAGCGUGCUUCUCGCCUGUCCAAGGCUUUUCGGGACGUCACCCAAGGCGGGAGGGCAAUCACCACACCUGCCGUUGCCCGCCUGUUCCUUGAGGCGAUCCGGACGAACCCUUCUCCGGCUGCUUGUUUGGAGACCAUCAUUGCUAGCGAUGUUGCCAAGGAUGCCGUUCGACACAGCAUCCGGAUCGACUCAUCGACCUCCUUCGUCCAAAAGCACGUCAUUCCCUUCGUUGCGUACCUGAGCGAUCCCGGAGUGAAGAUGAUGUACAACGGCGACCUCCUUCGUCAGCUCCUGCUUAUCAUCGCCCAGCCCCCCGUACUCUGGGGCAACCUCUUGCGCACCUAUCGGGCAUCUGAGUUGACAGAAGGCGAGCUCUACGUGUUUGCCUGGCUCUGCUUCGAGCUGGCAAGCCUUUCUGACAAUGGGCUUGACAACAUCGUCGACGAUAUAUCUGCCGCCUUGGAGCAAGCACCGCUGAAGGAGGCCCAGGACCACAGGACCCGUGACCUCACUUACAGAAUCAAGAAGGUGCUGGACCUCAGAUCGUCCGCCUCCCCCGACCAGGGCCUUGAGGCGGCUGGCGGCCGUCAUGACAACGACUUUGCCAAUUUUCGGGACAUUCUCAUCUUUCCCACCAGUGACGAGUUUUACUCGAGUGCCUUGCCCUUCUACCGUCGCGCGGCUGAAAUCGCCAGCGUCGACUACGCGCAGCGCCCGCGCGUGCAUCUCGAUAACCAAUUCCGCCUUCUCCGCGAGGAUAUGCUCGCAGAGCUUCGAGACGACCUGAAAAUAUCCACGGGCAGGAAGAAGAGCAACAAGAAAGCCCAGAUCCUCGCCGGGCUGAGACCCAUCGGCAUCGACACUGGCGACGACAAACGAAGCCACUCCUGUGCUGUGCGUGUUGCUUGCUACGAGGGGCUCCAGUUCCUGAGGAAGCUGACGCCAGCGGGGCGUAAGACCUUUCUGGACGACCACAAGAGCGUCCUCCGCCAUCAGUCUUUUGGUGUCUUGUGCGGGGACAAGCACAUCAUCGCCUUCGCCUUCCUCCUUCGUGAUGUGGAUGAGCUUGUCAAGAGUCCGCCCGUCGUCGCCCUGCAGUUCACCAGCAGCGAUGCCACUGCCAGAGCUCUGCUGGCCCUUAAAGCGCCCGCGAGCCUAAAGUUCAUCCUGGUCGAUACUCCCGUCUUCGCCUACCAACCUGUUCUGGAAUGCCUACGAGACAUAGUAGAGAUGCCCCUCGGAGGGGAGUUGCUUCGCCUUGGAACUGAUGACGAGGGCGACCGCUCGCCCACUCCCUUGCAGCAGUCCUCCCACAUUCAGAUCUAUAUUGAGAAGCUACAACAGCUCGUCGAGUCCAAAUCGCACAGGCUCGUCCUCGGUGAACCGGGCCCCCGUGGCCCCCGUGGCCUCCGUGAACGACGCUUCGACCUUGACGGGUCUCAGAUUCUGUCUCUGCUGCACGCGCUGGAGAAUUCGGUGGCCCUCAUUCAAGGACCUCCUGGAACCGGCAAAUCCUUCGUGGGCGCACUGGCAGCCAAGAUCCUACUGACGGAUCCGUCAAAACGUAUUCUGGUGCUCAGCUACACAAACCAUGCGCUCGACCAGUUUCUGGAGGAUCUCAUGAAGAUCGGUAUCCCGGCAAGCGAUAUGGUGCGACUGGGCUCCAAGUCUACAGAGGCAACCGCGUCGCUAUCCCUGGACAAACAGCUUCGCGAAGCGACCACUUUCCGCCGAAGUCAUCGGGCAUGGCAACUCAUUGACGGAGUGAAGGAAGAGCUCGGUAUAGUCAGAGACGAAAUCGAUCAUGCAUGCAGCGGCCUGGUCCGAGGGAGAGUCAGCUCAACGGAGAUGUUGAGUUUUCUCGAGUUUUCCGAAAAUGAGCAGAACUUCUAUGAGGCCUUUCUUUUACCCGAACAGGAGCAAGGCUUCAAGAUUGCGGGCAGCAAAAAUCAAGAGAUGACGUCCGCCCACUUGCUCGAACGGUGGGCGCAGGGGCAAGGUGCUGGCCAACUCCGCAACCUCAUGUCGCCUUCGAGCAAGCGUAUCUGGAACUUAUCCAAAGGGGAGAGGUCCCAGCACCUCCAGACCUGGACAAAGUGUAUACAGAAGGAGCAGAUCGAGGCGGUCCAAGGUCUGGUCAGACGCUUCGACGAGGCCGACGAGAAGCUGGCCACUCUCUUCAACGAGAACAAGUGCUCCUUCGUGCAGACGAAGAGGCUCAUUGGGUGCACGACCACCGCAGCCGCCAAAUACAAGUCGCUGAUCAAGGCUGCAAAGCCGGACGUCGUCCUCGUCGAAGAGGCCGGAGAAAUUCUCGAGGCCCACGUGCUGACGGCCCUGCAUAGCGAAACGAGCCAGCUGAUCUUGAUCGGAGACCAUAAGCAACUCCGACCUAAGAUCAACAACUAUAAGUUGAGCGUCGAGAAGGGGGAAGGGUUCGACCUCAACCGCUCGCUCUUUGAACGGCUGAUUCUCCACGGGCACGAACACAUCACGCUACAGAAGCAGCACCGCAUGCAUCCCGACAUCUCGGACAUUGUGCGGCAGAUGACGUACCCUGCUUUGUUGGACGACCCCAAGACUGAAGCACGAAAACCUCCCAAGGGACUGCACGGCAGACUGAGCUUCAUCAACCACGACCACCCCGAGGACCUGGCCGAUGACAUCACCGAUCGCCGCGACGACGGCGCCCCCUCUAGCAAGCAAAACCGUUUCGAGGCGCAGAUGGUCCUGAAGCUUGUCAAGUAUCUGGGCCAGCAAGGAUAUGGAACUGAGAACCUGGUUGUUCUCACGCCCUACCUCGGGCAGCUUCGUUUGCUCAGGGACAUGCUGAGCAAAGAGAACGACCCAUGGCUCAACGACCUCGACUCGUUCGAGCUCACCCGCGCGGGACUGAUGACCGCGGCGGCGGCCAAAGUGAAAUCUGGACCAGGGAGAAUCAGGCUGUCUACUAUAGACAAUUAUCAGGGAGAGGAAAGCGACGUUGUCAUUGCUUCUCUGACAAGAAGCAACAGCAAGGGCGACAUUGGAUUCAUGAAGGCGCCCGAACGCCUGAAUGUGCUGUGCUCCCGAGCUAGAGAAUGCCUCGUCUUGAUAGGGAACAUGGAAACGUUCAUGGCAUCUUCGCAGGGCAAGGCGGUCUGGAAUCCAUUCUUCGAAUUGCUCAAGGAGAAGGGGUAUCUUCAUGAUGGCGUGUCCAUCCGGUGCGAACAGCAUCCCGAAAAGACGGCAUUGCUAAAGCAACCCGAGGACUUUGAUCUCAAGUGCCCAGAUGGAGGCUGCGACCAAGUCUGCAAUGCCAUUUUAUCAUGUGGAAAACACCCAUGCCAGAUGCGUUGCCAUCGGAUUGUGGACCACAGCAAGUCACCGUGUGACCAACGCAUCGAGAAGACAUGCGACCGCGGCCACAAGUUCCGCGUCCCUUGCAGCAAGCAAAACGUCGCGUGUCACUCGUGUCUUAAGGAAGACGAGGAUACCCGAAGGAGGAUUCAGCGAGACCUCAAGAUGGAAACUGAACGCCACUUGGCACAGAAACGGUACGCGCAGGACCUUCAGCAGAUACAGGACGAGCUUGACCAUGAACGACGUCUACUCAAAUUCGCUCAAGAGCAAGACGACCACGAAAAGACACUUCAGAAGACGCGCGAAGAGCUCGAGGCCCUCCGACAGACGAGAUCUCGAGCAGAGACGAUGAAGGCGGCGGCCAAAGCCCAGUCAAAUAGCCAGGCAAAUCACGUACAGGGCGACGAACCUAAGCUGCAUGAACCUCCUGCCCCCAAUAGUGCCGAGUCAGAAUGGGCCAGCAUGAAGCGGGGUGGGGCGAGCAGCACUGUCUUGGAUACGCUGAUGGGCAUGAUUGGCCUGGAGAGUGUCAAGGAGGAGUUUCUAUCAAUAAAGUCCAUGGUCGAUACUGCGGUGCGACAAAACAUCUCGCUGUCAACCGAGAGGUUUGGCUGCACACUCUUGGGAAACCCUGGCACUGGCAAAACAACUGUGGCGCGAAUCUACAGCAAAUUUCUGACCUCAGUUGGUGUCAUAGCCGGCAGCGGCUUCAACGAAACCUCCGGAUCGAAGCUUGCGUCGAUGGGAGUCGCGGCCUGUCAGAAGAUGCUGGAAGACAUGCUCAACGAUGGUGGCGGAGUCGUCUUCAUCGACGAGGCCUACCAGCUAUCGUCCGGAAACAGCCCCGGCGGCAAAGCUGUGCUUGAUUUCCUGCUUGCCGAAGUUGAGAACCUGACAGGAAAGAUUGUCUUCAUCCUGGCCGGCUACAGCAAGCAGAUGGAGUCUUUCUUCGCCCACAACCCAGGCUUCCCCAGCAGGUUCCCGAAAGAGAUGAAGUUUGACGACUACAACGACGAUGAGCUUCGGCGUAUCCUCGAGGCGCAGAUUCACAAGAAGUACGGGGGCCGCAUGAGGUGGGACGAUCCUCUUUACGUCCGGGUCGUCUGCCGGAGACUCGGUCGAGGACGUGGUAAAGAAGGAUUCGGCAAUGCGAGAGCGGUCGAGAAUCUUCUCGCCAAGAUUUACGGCCGGCAGGCCAACAGAAUCCGCAAAGAACGCCUCGCCGGGGGGACCCCGGAUGACCUCAUGCUCACCAAGGAGGACCUGGUAGGCCCGGAACCCUCCAGCGCUCUCAGCAAUUGUCAAGCCUGGGCCGAGCUACAACGCCUCAUUGGUCUCUCGUCGGUCAAAGAGUCGGUUCGAGCCUUGGUCGACAGCAUCCAGACGAACUAUGUUCGAGAACUUGCGGAGGAGCCCGUCAUAGAGUAUUCCCUGAACAAGGUCUUUCUCGGGUCGCCCGGGACAGGGAAGACCACAGUCGCAAAGCUCUACGGCCAGAUCCUGGUCGAUAUUGGAUUGCUUUCAAAUAGAGAAGUGGUCGUCACGAAGCCGUCCGACUUUGUGGGCGCCGUUUUGGGCGGCUCUGAAGCGAAUACAAAGGGCAUUCUCGCAUCAACUGUGGGCAAGGUCCUCGUGAUUGACGAAGCGUAUGGCUUGUAUGGCGGUGGCGGCUCAAGCGGGGGUGUCUCCGAUCCUUACAAGACCGCAGUCAUCGAUACGAUUGUUGCCGAGGUCCAAAGUGUCCCAGGAGAGGACCGCUGUGUGUUGCUCCUCGGAUACACAGACCAGAUGGAGGAAAUGUUCCAGAACGUCAAUCCGGGCCUCAGCCGGCGGUUCCCUAUAUCUUCUGCAUUCGUGUUCGAAGACUUCAGCAGACCCGAGUUGAUGACGAUCCUCGAUCUGAAGCUCAAGCAACAGGGGUUCUCGGCCACCGAUCAAGCCAAAGAUGUAGCCGGUGACAUGCUGGAGCGCGCGCGCAACCGCCCGAACUUUGGAAACGGGGGCGAGGUGGACAAGCUCCUGAACGAAGCCAAGGGCCGCCACCAGAAACGCGUCUCGUCUAAGCAGGCCAAACAUGUUUCUACCCUCGAGGCCCUGGACUUUGACGAGGACUUCGAUCGGGCGGAACGCGCCGACACCAACGUGGCCAAGCUGUUUGAGGGCACGGUCGGCUGCGAGAAGAUCGUCGCCACGUUGGAAGGAUUCCAGGAGAGCGUCCGAUCCAUGAAAGCUCUUGGUAUUGACCCCAAGCAGAAUAUCCCAUUCAACUUCCUCUUCCGCGGGCCCCCUGGAACGGGCAAGACGUCGACCGCGACGAAAAUGGGCAAGGUCUUUUACGACAUGGGGUUCUUGGCAAACGACAAGGUCAUAGAAUGCUCAGCUUCCGACCUCAUCGGACAGUAUGUUGGACAGACGGGCCCAAAGGUCCUGCAGGCUCUCGACAAGGCUCUCGGGCGAGUGCUGUUCAUCGAUGAGGCGUACCGGCUGGCCGAAGGCCCUUUCGCCAAGGAGGCCGUCGACGAGCUCGUUGAUGCCGUGACCAAAGACAAGUACAAGGGCCGUCUUGUCAUCAUCCUGGCGGGGUACGACGACGACAUCAACCGGCUGCUUUCGGUCAACCCCGGCAUGUCUAGCCGCUUCCCCGAGGUCAUCGACUUCCACAGCCUCAGCUCGGAGCACUGCUUCGAUCUCUUAUACCAGGUACUUCUGAAACAGAAGCGCGAGCUUGAGAGCAAAAAGGUAUCCGCCCGCCUCGUGCUGGACUGCCUUCAGCACCCCGACGCAGACUUCAAGGACGACAUAGUGAGCAUAUUCCGCGCGCUCUCCAAGCAACCCAGCUGGGCCAGCGCCCGCGAUGUGGGAACCCUGAGCAAGUCAAUCUUUCUAAAAGCCCUCGAGUCCCGUGAGGGGCAGUGCAUCACGGUCACGGAGGCCGUGGUCGAGACGGAGAUCGAAAAGAUGCUUGACGAGCGCGCUACCCGUGGCAAACAAGCGGGCACGAUGCGCGGAAUGCUUGGGCUGCAGGAUAUGCCGAUGGCGACCCCGCCCCCUCAGACCCCGCACAAAAUCACGACACAGAAUCAGACGGCCGUCGAGGAAGAGGAGGUGACUUACACCCCCCCUGAAAGCCCGGUCGAAGGGGUCGGGGAGGAGGAGGUGGAGGAGUGGGGAAAGCACAAGGCCAUCCGGGACGUUGGCGUCAGCGACGAGGUCUGGGAGCAGUUGGAGAAGGACAAGAAGGCCGAGGAGGAGAGGGACGCCAAGUACCAGGCCAUGACGGAGGCCAAACGCAGAGCGGUCGGCGCCGCGCGGGAAGCCAUUCUCAGACAGUUGGUCGAGGAGGAGGAGCGGCGCAAACAAGAAGAGGAGCAGCGCAAGAAGGCCGCGAUGAUGGGGAGAUGCCCUGUGGGGUACGAUUGGAUAAAACAGGCUCAGGGGUUCAGGUGCGCGGGCGGGUCGCAUUUCAUUUCUGACGAGCAACUGGCGAGAUUCUGA
Molecule: messenger RNA, 6861 nt
Organism: Colletotrichum navitas
Lineage: Eukaryota; Fungi; Ascomycota; Sordariomycetes; Glomerellales; Glomerellaceae
Product: ATPase
Exons: 6
Coding region: 1-6861 (2286 amino acids)
Molecular function (GO): helicase activity; ATP binding; ATP hydrolysis activity
Source: RefSeq, a predicted model, not a curated record